Molecule: messenger RNA, 2425 nt
Organism: Cucumis sativus (cucumber)
Lineage: Eukaryota; Viridiplantae; Streptophyta; Magnoliopsida; Cucurbitales; Cucurbitaceae
Product: monosaccharide-sensing protein 2
Exons: 6
Coding region: 100-2304 (734 amino acids)
Biological process (GO): transmembrane transport
Cellular component (GO): membrane
Molecular function (GO): myo-inositol:proton symporter activity
Source: RefSeq, a predicted model, not a curated record
AAAAUUUUAUUUUCCCUUCAAAUUCGAAUCGGCAGCGUAUUUGAAGCUCACACAAAUGGAGGAAAAUCGAUCACAGCACCAUCUUUCUCGGCCAUUGCCAUGGAUUGCCAUCUGCUUUCUCCUUCCAGACUUAGGAUGAGAGGAGCUGUUCUCGUUGCAAUCGCUGCUGCAAUCGGGAAUUUGUUGCAGGGUUGGGAUAAUGCAACCAUUGCAGGAGCUGUUAUGUACAUCAAGAAGGAAUUCAAAUUGGAAGGUGAUCCUACAACUGAAGGGCUAAUUGUGGCCAUGUCACUAAUUGGAGCUACUGUUAUUACGACAUUCUCAGGACCUUUAUCUGAUUCAGUGGGUCGUCGUCCUUUGAUGAUAGCAUCCUCGAUUCUUUAUUUCACUAGUGGUCUUGUUAUGUUGUGGGCACCUGAUGUUCAUGUUCUGUUAUUAGCUAGGUUAUUAGAUGGAUUUGGAGUUGGACUUGCUGUUACCUUAGUUCCUGUUUAUAUUUCUGAGACUGCCCCAGCUGAGAUUAGGGGGCUGUUAAACACUUUACCUCAGUUCACUGGUUCCAUUGGAAUGUUUUUGUCGUACUGUAUGGUUUUUGGAAUGUCCUUGACCAAAUCACCUAGCUGGAGAACGAUGCUUGGUCUCCUGUUUAUGCCAUCUCUUAUUUAUCUUGUUUUAACUGUUAUGUUUCUCCCCGAAUCUCCACGUUGGCUUGUUAGCAAAGGCCGAAUGAAUGAAGCCAAGAAGGUUUUGCAGAGACUUCGUGGGAGGGAGGAUGUUGCAGGGGAGCUAGCCCUGCUGGUUGAGGGUCUGGGUUCAAGUGAAGACACAUCGGUACAAGAGUACAUAAUUGGCCCGGCAACAGGAGAAUCGAGUACUGAGAAGGGUCAGAUCAGGUUGUAUGGAACUGAGGGAGGCCAGUCUUAUAUUGCCAAACCUGUCGCUGGACAGAGUUCAAUUGGCAUAGCAUCACGCCAUGGUAGCAUUUUUAACCAGAGUAUGCCAUUGAUAGAUCCUGUGGUAACUCUCUUUGGCAGUGUCCACGAGAAAGUUCCUGGUGAGGUAGGAAGUUUGCGCAGUAUGCUUCUUCCAAAUUUUGGAAGCAUGUUCAAUAACAUGACGAGUGAUCAGCAAGGGAAAGAAGAUCACUGGGAUAUGGAAAGUCAGAAGGAUGGUGAUGGCUAUGCAUCAGAUCCUGAAGCUGAAUCUGAGGAUAAUUUGAAGAGCCCAUUGCUCUCACGUCAGACAUCAGCCGCAAUGGACAAGGAUAUUGUCUCAAGGAGAGGCAGCAGCAUCAUGAUGCGAACAAAUGCUGCUGGUGAGGCUGUUAGUGCUACCGGAAUUGGUGGUGGCUGGCAACUGAUGUGGAAAAAAACCGAGCGAGUUGAUGGAACUGGGAAAAAAGAAGAGGGGUACCAAAGGAUAUACUUGCAUCAAGAUGGCGCAGAUGGGCAUCAGCAUGGAUCUGCUCUUUCUGUUCCUGGAGCUGAAAUGCAAGGAGAGGGAGACUGUAUUCAAGCAGCUGGUCUAGUCAGCCAAUCAGCACUCCGGAUUGGGAGUCAUCCUAUUGGACCAGAAAUCAUGCGUCCAACUGAUAAAGCCACUAAACGAUCAUCAUGGAAAGAGAUCUUAGAGCCAGGAGUUAAACGAGCGUUGUUUGUUGGGAUAGGAAUUCAGAUUCUUCAGCAGUUUUCAGGUAUAAAUGGUGUACUUUAUUACACACCUCAGAUUCUAGAACAGGCAGGAGUUGCAGUGCUUUUGUCCAAUUUGGGACUUGGUUCAACCUCUGCAUCACUGCUUAUAAGUGCUCUCACUACAUUACUGAUGCUUCCUUCCAUAGGCAUUGCCAUGAGACUUAUGGACGUAGCUGGUAGAAGGUCUCUUCUGCUAUCUACUAUUCCUGUACUGAUAAUAUCACUUAUCGUACUCGUCAUUGGUAGCAUGGUGGACAUGGGUUCAGUUGCCAAUGCAACAAUCUCAACCAUCAGUGUUAUAGCGUACUUCUGUUGCUUUGUCAUGGGAUUUGGUCCAGUCCCUAACAUCCUCUGCUCUGAGAUCUUUCCGACUCGAGUUCGAGGCCUCUGCAUUGCUAUGUGUGCUCUCACAUUCUGGACCGGAGACAUCAUCGUCACCUAUUCACUUCCAGUGAUGCUUAAUUCCAUUGGACUCGGUGGAGUUUUUGGUGCCUAUGCCAUUAUAUGCAUCAUUUCUUGGAUAUUUGUCUUUCUCAAAGUUCCUGAGACCAAGGGCAUGCCUCUGGAGGUGAUCUCUGACUUCUUCGCAGUGGGCGCAAAACAGGCUGAUUAACAACUUGGUAUCAGAUUUUGGUUGUAUUAGAAUCCAUGUUUUGGCGAGAAUUUAUGAAUAUUUUCCUGAAAUUUCAUAACGAGAUAUUCAUUCAUCAUAUAGAACAUAUGUUCAGUUUGCA